AUGUACUGGGUGGUGGCGGGCAUACAAAACCGCUUACCAUUCGUGGAAUUGUCCUUAAUAUCACCCUGUAUUACAAUAAGCAUUCUGGGCACAGUAAAGACAUGGUUCCUUUAUACAAAUAAAGGAAUUCUGCUAAAUGUCGUGGAGAGAUUGAAAGCUAUACAGCCAAUUGUUAACAAAGAAUCGCUGGAGAAGACGGAUGCGAUAAAAUGCAAGAUUGUCACUGAUUCGAUGAAGUUGUUAAAAUUUGUUCAUGUUUCCCUUAUGACUGUGUACAUUUUCGUGUUCACAACGUUUUGCUUCAGCCCUGCUUUGCUCUCUAGCUAUAACUACUUGAAGACUGGAGAGUUUGCCUUCGUCUAUCCUUUCCAAGUUAAAUAUUUCUUUGAGGUCUACAAGUCUUCGCUGUGGUUCUUCGUGUAUGUGCACCAAGUUUGGGCAAAAAGUACAAAGAGUUCGGAAAAUGUCAAAUUGAUUGUCAACCUAAGUCUACAUGAGAAGCAGGUGCAUAAGCCUGCAUUGACUCCGCGUCUCGUCAAUCAAAUGGAGGUUUUGUUUUCGAAAUCAUCGCUCUUCAAUAUGGUUACUAGUUCGAUCCUAAUUUGUCUCAGCGCGUUCAACAUUACGGUAAAUAUAAUGAUGUUUUGUUGCAAUGUAGCUGAUGAGAUGCGCUUCAUUCUCGCCUUCAUCACUUUCCUGGUGAUGAGUCUGUCGCAGAUAUCACUGGUGUGCUACUUCGCAGACUUGCUGAUGAUAUCGGUCCCACAAGGCAUGCAGGCUGACAGCAUGGAAGUUUGCGGACCUCAACCUAGGGGCAUUCACUACGAUCCUAAGCAGAUCGUGGUCAUACUUUGCUCUACUGAAGACAGUAUACAAAUAGACUCGAUGUUUUCGUCAAUUUCCACCACGUUAAAUUCAUAG
Spodoptera exigua (beet armyworm) is the source of this 921-nucleotide messenger RNA. Lineage: Eukaryota; Metazoa; Arthropoda; Insecta; Lepidoptera; Noctuidae. The record is from the annotation of a GenBank genome assembly.